CUCAUGUACAUAAAUCGUCAGAUCAUCACAUCGUUGAAAUGAAAAGAGUCUCAGAUUGAAAGACCACCUGUUCGGCUGUAUAUGAAGUAAAACAAAACAUUGCGUUCACUAAGUAUUGAUCAUAAAUCUGCAGUACUGAACAGCUGAAACUCAUCUGAAACAGAUAAGAGAAAUCAGCAUCACUACAGGCUGUGAAAUCUAUUACAAAGAUGAAAUUGACAUCAGAAAAUAGUUUGAAUGGAAGAAUUAAGUAAGGAUGUACAGUUUUAAUCAAUUAAGAUAUUACACAGAUGUGCAAGAACAUAGAUAACAGUAUGUUGAAAUAAAGAAUUGGUUUGAAAUAGGUAACCAUCACAGGCUCGAUCACAGGUGGACAAUAUAACACAACAAUGGAUUUAUGAUAUUUGUUUGUUAGUUGACCUACAAGUGUAUUCUGUUGGCCCUAAGUAAACAGAUUUCAAUGUAUGAUGGAGUACUAGUUUAUCUUAUAGAACAGAGGAAUAUUGUCCCAUGCAGAAAGAUAUAUUUAAAUAGUGUAAAUGAGAGAAGUACAAGUUUUAUCUUGAAUGACAAUCGGUGACAGGAAGUUGACAAAUAAUAGAUACCAAGGUUGCUUAGAACAGAUGAAGUUUAAAGCUAAAGGCAUUUGGUGAAACAGAAAUAAAAUGUGUUUUUAAUGAUAAGGAAAAAGACAUCUUUGCCAGAAUAUAAAAGAUGGUAGCAGGUUACAAGGAGGGCUAAAUAUAACACAUUAAACCUAUACGAAGUCAGUUUUUCGGAGCUAUUAAGUGAUUUUCGAUAUAUUCAUGAGUGGAUUACUAAACUGUUGGAUUGGAAACAAUUUGCAACAAAAAUAAAUAUUUUUUUGCAAUUUAUGGUUAAUUCAGCGUGAAUUGUGACCUAUUUGCUUUGAAAUAUUGGAUACAUGUUAUUCAUAAAUUAUUGACAAGAAUGUUAAAAUUUUUAAAGUACCGUACAUUAAAUGUAUCUUGAGGAUAUAUAACCAAUACGAAGAACAAAAAAGUUAACGGAAAAUUAUUGCUGACAUAGUUAUGAAAAGGAUUUACAAUUGAAUGGUGGAAAAUUAACUUCAGGAAAGUUUUUUAACAAAUUUUAAUUAAAAAGUUUACUUUAUGUGUUACAUAUGUUAACAUAGCCAAAGGCCUAUUUGGUGUUUAGUUCAGUGAAGAAAUAUCUUUGGAAUACAUUUUGCUAAUUUGAGUAUACCUGGUUGUAGGUAAUAAGCAGACGUAACAUUUUUAUAAUUUGCAGACGUCAUGAUUUAAUUGGAUAAAAAUGGAUGAAUUCAGAUCAAGAUCACCAGACUGAUAUUGUUAAUUGUUAUCUGAUAAAAAGUUGAUCACAAUGGCUAGCAAAGUAAGCUCAGGGCAAUCUGAGAUCUAUCGUUCACGAAUGUUGCCAGUUGUUUCCUCGUCUGCACAUAGCUCUUUGCCUAGGGAUGGUCGUAAAGAGGCUCAAAAAACAAGAUCAGGAUCAGUUGUCACUGGGCGUAGUAAAACUCAAGCACAUGGAUUUAAACCAUUGUUUCCACCAGAUGCUAAUAAUUUUGUGUCAAAAAUAGUGGAUAGAAAUUCUCAGGACUUUAAGGAUACAAAAGAUCCAAAGCCACGUAUCAUCACACCUGUUUCUUCUGUUGCACGACUUUCAUCUUAUUUAAAGGACACUCAUAAAGAAGAAAAGGAAGAGGAAAAUAUAGAAGCACCGCCAAGGUUACCUCCAAGAAAAAGGUUGCCAAGCCAACCAUCAUCUACAAGAACACAGAGUAAUUUACCUGUAAGAACAGAUAGACGGACACUGCUGUCACCAAGAGUUCAAGAGCAGACCUCAAACAAAUCUGAGAGAACACAAUAUUCAGUCCCUAGCCAGAGUUAUAGGACUCCAAAUCAUCAACUGAAAAGUAAAGAAAACGAAUCAAGUUCUCUUCCAGUAAGAACUGAAAGGAGGUCAAGUCAGAUAGCAAAUAAAGACAAAAAUUUGACUUCUGUACGAAAGGAAAAUAGCUAUAAAUUGCAUUCAGAAAGAGGUUUGAUUCAGGAUACUAGAAUAUCCGAACAAAAAAGGGAUGCUAAACCACUAACAAGAACCAAUGUUACUCAACAUGACAAAAUCUGGGUAAAGGAUGAACCUAAACAUGAACCCGGAACACUUGUACCGCCUCUUCAGGACAUCACCCCUGAAACUACUGAAGAAUUGUGGAAUAAUUAUGAUCCCCUUGAUGCAUUAGACUCAGCUAGUGAUUCAUCAGCUGAUACGAUGAUUAUGAUGACCACGGAAGAAGAACAGCGGAAUGAUGAAAAAAUCCAAAAGAAUCAGAAAACAUUUGAGAAUACAAAAUCUGGAUCAACUAGUGAAUUGACUCCUACAAGGGAGACUGUAAAUCCUAUCGGAAUGCAAAAUGGUGGCAUUGGAAUGCAAAAUGGUGGUACACAAUAUCUUAAACAUUCUAAGGACAUUGAUUUAUCACCUAAAAGCUCUGAAGAAGAUGAUGGAUAUGGUACAAAUUCUAGUACAAGUACAAACUUUUCUUCUUCUUUGUCAUUGCUUGCUAAUGGUGAUCUAGAACAAAAACCACUUCAUGGUAUUUUAAAGAAAACUGGACGAAAUAUGCCAAACGGAAUAAAUACAAGUGCAAAUUCUUAUGUGUACAAUACCUCACAAAAUGGACAGUCUAAUACUACAUGGGCUGUGAAACGAAGGACAAAAAUGACAGAAUCACAAGAUAAUUCAUUACAGGAAAAAUUACGUCAACUUGCCAUUAUUGAAGAAGAAAAUACUCAUGAAGAAAAUCAGGAAGAUAGAUUAGGACCACUAAGAAGAAAUUCUGAUGCUGGAAGUUUCGGUUAUUCUUCUGACAAUGAUUCACAUUGGAAAUGUGUUGUUAAUUCUACACAAACAAGAGACAAUAGCCGUGUAACUAGAAGAGGUCGUCCCUCGUCAGAAGAGGAGGAAAAACAGGAAGAGGUGGUUCAAAAUGACUUAAAGAAAUUUGAAGGUGAAUUAUACGAUAAAUUAACAGACAUGGAUUUGAAUUACCGUAACUAUUAUGGAUUUGAUAAUAUGCAAAGUGAUGAAAAGGAUAGUUCAAAAGUGCUAUAUUUUCAAGAGAAAAUGAUUAAACAACAAUAUGGAGAAGACAAUUAUUACAAACCUAGUUCUUAUCAAAGUGCUUCAAAUCCAGUGGAUUAUUCUAGGACACAGACAUUGCCAACACAAUCGCAUGCUAGAAAUAUGCCUGAAUUAUGCCAGAGAGCAUAUUCACAAGAUCCACGGCACAUUCAAAACUAUGGAUUAACCAAUGGCUAUGAAAGUCAGAAUACCUCAUACCGAUCGCUUGUAUCAAAUAGUUCGGGACAUUUUUCUUCGCAGGACUUUAUUCAUGCAAGUAACGAUAAUAUAAGUGUACACUCUGGCCAUUCAGUGCCAGGAAACUUAUAUAAGACUAAAUAUGUGUCUGUGGACAAUAUCAAUCAAAAUGGGAAAAGGACCGUUUUUGCAAGUUCUGCUGAUAUAUAUAAUCUUUUUCAGAGUAAGGAGAAUUUAGCUACGCAACUUCAAAGACCUGCAUCAUAUCGUCAUAGUUUUCAUGCAGUGCCUGUUUCUGUGGCAUCAGGGAAAAGCGAUCCAAAUGAUAUUUUCAAUGAAAGGGACGAACCUCGUCCAAGGUCAUCAUCAACAAGUGUUUCUUCUAAAAAUAAAUCAUGGAAUCCAUUUGGAAGUUUAUUCGGGAAAAAGCGAAAAUCUUCCACGGGUGGAGAUAGUUCAAAAUCAACGGACAAAUCAUCUAAAAGUGGCAAUCAAGGUAAAACUAAAGAACACACUCACCAUGAUGUUUUAAUUCUAAAUAGACAACAAAUGAAUGAAACACCUGAAAUGUUGCCACGGCGACAACUUGUAGAAGAACAUGGACCAGUGGUGGCACCUGUCAUUAAGUCUUCAACACUUCCACGUCACACAUCAUCGGAUAAAGUGUUCCCAGAUAAACCAUUUAAAACUAUUGCCUUGUUUGAAGAGUCAGGUACUAAGUUGUCAACAUUGGUGUAGCAAAAUGUUAUGUAUAUAAUGAUAUUUAUGUGUAUUUUCGAAAUAUUUUUUUGUUGUACUAGCUGAGCAUAUAAAUAUCUUUUUAUAGCUAACCUUAUUUAUUUAUAUUUUUAAAUGUUAUGGUAUGUAAGGUUUAUUAAGUUACCAUAAAUUAUUUUAUUGGAUUUAAUUUACAAUUUAACUUUUAAAUAAUUUUUAAUCAUUAACAAGCAAAUUUUUAAUAACGAAUUAAAGAAAAAAUGAAAAAAAUUGAAAGAGUGAAAUGUUUUUAUUCAUAAAAAAGUAAAAUAAAGUUUAAGGGCAAAUAUGUCAAAUAUUCAGUUGUAAUUUGAUUGGCUAUAUUCAGAUUUGUUUGUAGAAACUGUCAGACCUUAGGUUUUUUUUCGAUAUUAAUCUUAAUUAGGGCAUAAGAGCAGAAUUCCUGGCCAAUUUAGAUGAUAAAGAUAAUAAAUGUCAAUUUGUAAUCUACUUAUAAAAACUAUUGCUUCUGGGAUAUCUGAUUCUUCAAAAUGUCUGAUGAACAUCUUUCAUGUCAACAAUCAUUAAAAAAAUAUGUCAUGUAGUUUUAAUGUCAUUGAACAAUGUUAUCGACUCAAAAAAUUUGGAAAUUCUUAAAUAUUCAAUAUCUGAAAUUGUCAAUAAUGACAUUCUUUGUCAUGAAUAAGGUAUUCCUUCACGAAAUUAUUAUAAUUAUAUUUCAUUAAUGAAGAUGGGAUUUGUCAUUUGUACUUGUGGUAACGUAUCAAAGGGAGCAUCUCAAAACAUAUUCCUUACAAAGUUGUGAAAACCCCUCACUCCCACUGAAAUGUACUCUAUAGAUUAUGAAAAUUAUUACAAUUUAGCCAUAAAUCAUCCGGAGUUGAAAAAUAAAUCAAAACAGAUACAUGUAUGAUGUAUUAGAUCUGCCGCCACCACACUAAAUUCAUGAAAUGAGAAAAGACAGUGAGAUAAGACGAGACAACCUCUGACGUCAGGUUCUCUCCGCUUACAUGUUUUGAGAUGCUCUCUACAAUAAAAGUUCCACAACAAGAUAAGUCAUCGUUAUUAACUGUCAAUAUAAAAAUGUCAUUGUGAUUUACGUGAUCGAUUGCUACUUUUAUAUUUCCUUCUGUCAUUAAGUAAUUUGUUAAGGCAUCUAAAUCUUUGAAUAAUUAUGUAAAGUGUCGUAAAAUUAUUGAAAAUAGUACAAACAAUUACUAAUGCUUUGUUUUUUAGCUGACAGUUGCACGAUACAUAUUUUUUUUAAAACCACAUUGUACAAUACAGACUUUAAACCAAAUUUUCGGGAAAUUUUUAUUGUGUUAUUGGUUCCUGUUCUAAGUACUCUUAGAAAUUCUACAAAAUAUUUUUGUAUUUGUCAUCUUUAUAAUUAAGGAGGAAAGAAAGGAACAAAACUUUUAUUAUUUGAUGUCAUCUAAAAAUCUAAAAAGUCAAAAGCUCACACAACUCACUAAUAUAAUUAUUGCUGGUCGGAGCAGAAAGAUUUAAUAAAUUUCAAAGAUUUGUUAUAAGGGAGAUAACUCUUGGUGAUUUAAAAUUCUUUUAUCUAUCAAUACUCUAUUGACGUUUCAUGUUCAUUCUCAUUUCGCAUUCAAUAGAGUAUAAAAGAAUAAAAAGGUUAUAAAAGAUUAAAAGGUGGCAUUAGAAUAACAUCAACAUUGCUUACAUUUUUGCCGAGAAUUUAUGUUAUUAAUUUUAUAUUAAUUCGUCAUUGUAGAUCAACAUUAUGGUCAUCUGUUUCUGAUUUGACCUCAGAGGCACAUUUAAAUUGCAUUUAAAACACCUGUCACUUUCAUUAAUGGCUUCAAGAUUUAAAUUUUAGUUGUCAUUAUUUCAUUAUAAUUUAUGCUAUUUGUCUCAGCAACAGAAAUUCGUUAGCAGCAGGUUUUUGUCAGAAUGUUGCUUCUCAGGGUUUAAUUUAUUUUUGUUAUGGCAUUUUCAUCCAGUUUAUAACCAAUUACAUACAAUAAGUUCAGGAAAUUUGUUUAUUUAUUUAUUUCUGUAAUAGUUGGAUCUUUUAGUGCAUUAGUGAUUAGGGCUCAUCUAUAGGGAAUCAUUUUAAAACAUGAUUUAAUAAGGUGAUAAUUUUGUACUCAUAAGAGACAUGAGAGAUAUAGACCAUUCUGCAUCGAUAUUUACCGGUAGCUACAUGUAUCAUUUUAACAAUUUACAAGUUAGGGCAAUGUUAAUAAGGGUUUUUUAAUGACUAAGUCUGUAAAACUAUUUGCAAUAUAUCAUCAAAGUUUUAUAAUUCAAUAUUAAAGAUAAUUUGCAUUUUCUAGCUUAAUUUAAUGUUGAGAAUAAGCAAAGCAACUUGAAAGAAAAAAUUAAGAAUAAUGGACUUUUAACUUUCCUAUGGCCAAAUUUUCUAUUUGUUUAUAGAAAUUUACUUUUUUAUAGGUUUCUUUUACCUGCCAACUUUUCAAAAUACCCAUGGGGGUUUUCCAUGCAAGAGAGCUGUUUAUACUAGUACUAAGAAACCUUCAAGUGGGCCUUUAAAUGUAUUUUAAUGUUGGGUUGUUUUUUUUGGCUUCUUCAUACUUUUAUAAGCCUAUAGCCAUUGUAAAAUUAACUGUUUUGUUUAAAAUUGUUGACAAAAGUUCUUUAUUAAAAAUUUCAAUUUGGGAGCUUUCAUGGGCAAAAUAAAUCUGCAGCAAAUAGGGGCAGUUGGCAGGUAUGGUUUCUUAUCCUAACUAUCCUGUCCUAAGUCUUUUAGACUGAAUCCUGGUUAGAUUAGUUGUAAGUUUGCCUUUAAAGUGUUGUACACAGGGAUUUGCUUGUGAGGUUUUAUUAAAUUGCAAUUUAACAAUA
Molecule: messenger RNA, 6873 nt
Organism: Mytilus trossulus (common blue mussel)
Lineage: Eukaryota; Metazoa; Mollusca; Bivalvia; Mytilida; Mytilidae
Exons: 8
Coding region: 1366-4062 (898 amino acids)
Source: RefSeq, a predicted model, not a curated record